Messenger RNA from Cercopithifilaria johnstoni, 909 nucleotides. The record is from the annotation of a GenBank genome assembly. NCBI's taxonomy places the organism in Eukaryota, Metazoa, Nematoda, Chromadorea, Rhabditida, Onchocercidae.
AUGGUUCGUUUGACGGUUGAGUUGAUUAAUGAUUCGCUUCAGUAUCUUAAUACGGUUCGUGAUAGAGAGUUAAGUUUACGAGCCUGCAAAAUUCCCGUGCUGGAGAAUCUCGGUGUUACGAAGGAUCAGUUUGAUACGAUUGAUUUAACUGAUAAUGAUAUCAGAAAAUUGGAGAAUAUCCCUUUGUUAAGACGGCUUAGCACUCUUCUUAUGCACAACAAUCGCGUACAGCAGAUAAUGCCGAACAUUGGUGAAGCUUUGCCAUCACUGAAGACCCUGGCGUUGACGAAUAAUAAUUUAUGUGAAUUAGAUGAUAUCGAUCCCCUAGCGACUUGUCCAAAAUUGGAAUAUCUGACAUUGAUUGGAAACCCAGUAACUCAUAAACCACAAUAUCGUCUUUAUGUAAUAUACAGGGUACCAUCAGUGCGUGUCCUUGACUUUAAACGAGUUCGUCUUGUGGAAAGAAAACAAGCAAACAGUUUGUUCAAAGGUAAAAAAGGUCAGAAAUUUAGAGAUGAAGUUGUAAAGAAAUCGAGAACUAUGGAUAAUGGCGAAGAAGACGGACAAACUAGAAAUUUGCGUGCAGAGGAUGCUGGGAAAAUCGAGGAAGCGAUUGCAUCUGCUUCAAGUCUUGCUGAAGUGGAACGAUUGCAAGCUAUUUUACAAAGUGGACGGAUUCCGGAAAAUGGUUGGAACCGUCGAAACAUUGGUAAUGCGACAGAAGAUACUGGAAUGAAUGCAGAAGAGAGUAAUGGAUUUGUUGAAGAACGAGAGGAUGAAGAUGAUGAUGUCCCUUCACCGCUAGCAAGUUCUGGUGAUGAUUUUAACGAUGAUGUGCAGUCUCCAAUAGCAAACCCGCAAGAAGAAAAGCUGGAUAAUGGACAAUUGGAAUACAUGACAGAAAAAUAA